CCGGAGUGAUGCAAACCUCGAGAUCUUGCCGGGCUUGAUAGCGGCACUUGUGUUUUCAAAGUAAUGUAGAAAGAAAAGUACUCUGUCCUUUCUGUCUGGCGAGCUUCUACAGACUAAUCAUUACUUGAUAGAUUAAAUCAUCGAACCUUCUCUCUAUCAGUGGCCUCAUCUGAUCCCCCCUCCCCACCCUUCACUUCCUGCAAAGCUUUAGUCUUUUUGCAGUAAUAAUACGAUUCCUCUCCAGAUUACUAAGGAAUCAUGCAAUCUGGGAAGGCGUGGCAGUAAACAAAGACUGGCUUAAGGGGAAGUUUAUGUGGACAAGUAGGAAUUGUGAAAUGGCAAAAGAGGAGGGCAAAGUACUUCCCUGGUCAGGAGAGAAAUCUGAAGCCAGAAAGACACCAGAAGUAGCCGACCACUUGAUCCUGACAAGAUGGAUUCGGUGUCUCGACCGGAGCUGUUUGAUUUUCACGGAGUUGCAAUGACUCAUUUCUUCACGGACAAUUGGGAAAACAUUCAGAACUUUCAGGCCAGAUCAGAUGACAUAGUUAUUGCAACAUACCCCAAAGCAGGAACCACAUGGGUCUCCUACAUUCUUGACCUGCUGUAUUUUGGUAAAACAGCUCCAGAGCGUCAAACAACCAUCCCCAUCUAUGAAAGAGUACCAUUUCUGGAGAUCUGCGUCCCGGGUUUGGAUUCAGGAAAAGACUUGGCAGAUAAGCUGCCCACCAGCCCCCGACUCAUCAAAACUCAUCUUCCUGUCCAGUUUAUGCCAAAGUCCUUUUGGGAGAACAACUCCAAAAUUAUCUAUGUGGCCCGCAAUGCAAAAGACAACAUGGUGUCUUUUUUCCACUUCGAUCGCAUGAAUGGGCUCCAACCAGAGGCUGGAGAAUGGAACAACUACUUUCAGAGAUUCUUAGAGGGAAAGGUGGUGUUCGGCUCCUGGUACGAUCACGUGAACGGCUGGUGGAAAAAGAAGCAGACUCACUCAAACCUCCACUACAUGUUCUAUGAAGAUCUAAUCGAGGAUACUGGACGGGAAAUAGACAAACUCUGCUCCUUCCUCGGUUUGUCUCCCUCAGCUGAGGAGAAGACAAAUGUCACACGUGGAGUUCAGUUUGACAACAUGAAAAAGGAUAAGAUGGCCAACUAUUCUACACUCCAAGUUUUGGACUUCAAGGUUUCCCCCUUCUUGAGAAAAGGGAAGGUUGGCGACUGGAAAAACCACUUCACUGUGUCUCAGAAUGAAGCUUUUGAUGAAGACUACAAGAAGAAGAUGAGGGACCCCACACUGAAGUUCCGCACUGAAAUCUGAACAACUCUGGGUGCAUUACAUUUAACAGUGAGGAUAACCAGAAGUGAUCUUAAGAGUAGUGUUAUCUAAAAUGUGAGUAGUUUAUCUUCCUCAUGAAUCUUAAACAAAGCUCAGAGUUGUCCAGUGACUGUGAGCUGUGAUGACGCUGAUAGUCUUGGAGAAAACAUGGAAUUCUGCAUUUUUCACAUGUUGCAAAGUUGAUUAUACUGUCCAAAUGAUUUUGUCAGGUGUGUGAGACACUGAAUAUCUAAACAUACAACUGCCACAACUCCUUGGAGUACACACAUUAAUUCACAGAGGCCUUUGAUUCAAAAGAUAUAUUGUUGCUCUGUAGAAACAAGAGUUUGUAUGGUAUGAGAGACUGCUGAUUUUUAUGUUUGUUUUUUUUAAACUUCCACGUCACUUUUUUAAGCUUCAGGCAGCAUUGUGCCUUUAUUAGUAAAAGCUAGAGGUUUCCAUCUUUGUCAAAUCCUGAAAAUACCUCAUUAUUUGUAGUUGUUGAAAAAAAUAUUUUUGAUAUAGGUUUUAACAAUGUACUCGUGCUGUGUGUGUUAAAUUCAAGACAGUCCAUGAUUAAUAUAUUCUUUUCAUGUGUACUGACAGCAUAAUGAAAAAUAAAAUGUGAUGAAUCAUUCUUUAUUGUUUUUUUGUU
Menidia menidia (Atlantic silverside) is the source of this 1964-nucleotide messenger RNA. Lineage: Eukaryota; Metazoa; Chordata; Actinopteri; Atheriniformes; Atherinopsidae. The record is from the annotation of a GenBank genome assembly.